This is a messenger RNA of Aplysia californica (California sea hare), 444 nucleotides long. RefSeq lists its product as uncharacterized. Lineage: Eukaryota; Metazoa; Mollusca; Gastropoda; Aplysiida; Aplysiidae. The record is from RefSeq and is a predicted model, not a curated record.
UUUCAAUCUCUAAUCUUUUUAUUUGUUCAUUUUUGACAGUUCCUUCUGGCUCUGAUCACCAUCAUUAAGGUGAUGGUAGUGCUGUACAGUCCCAUGUUUCUGCCGGAGAGCAUGUACAGAGUCAAGUACGUGGCCGCCCAGUACAUCCACCACCUGACCGGCCCACCCCUCAAGCUCAAAGUGGUGGUCUCUCAAGACCCUGAACAGUACGGGCCGGAGAACAAGGACAAACGGAUACGUCUGUCCAGGCUGAAAAACAUGGAGGUUUUCAAGACAAUGGUGGCCAGUGGUGGCUGGACGCAGGACAGGAUCUAUGAGGUAGCUGUGAAGGACGUUCGUCUGUCCGUGAAAGCUAGGCGUCUGUUGGACAAAGCUACCGUGCCAGUGACGAUGAUCAAAAUCAUCUACAACAACCUGCUCAGAUGUCGUAUCAGGAGGCUUGGG